Molecule: messenger RNA, 443 nt
Organism: Thecamonas trahens ATCC 50062
Lineage: Eukaryota; Apusomonadida; Apusomonadidae
Exons: 2
Coding region: 21-443 (140 amino acids)
Cellular component (GO): CHRAC; nucleus
Molecular function (GO): protein heterodimerization activity
Source: RefSeq, a predicted model, not a curated record
CUCUCCCGUCUUGCCCAGCCAUGUCGUUCUCGUUCUCUGGCCCAGACUACAAGGGCACCGAAGAGUCGACCUUCCCGCAGGCACGCGUCCGCAACAUCAUGAAGGCCGACCCCAACGUCAAGUCGGUCUCCUCUUCGGCCCUCUUCCUCGUCUCUCGUGCCACCGAGAUGUUCCUUGAGCACCUCACCAUUGCCUCUCUCCAAAACGUUGCACUGCGCAAGGAGGGUGGCAAGAAGACCAUCAUGUAUCAGGACGUCGCCGCGGCUGUCCGCGAGCGCGACGAGCUCGAGUUCCUGGACGACAUUGUUCCCGAUCCCAUCACGGUCGAGCAGCUGGAGGCCACCCGUGCAGAGUAUCCUCUUCUGCCUACCUCGACCGCUACCGAGGCGGCUGGCGCACAGCCUGCUGCUGCAUCCACGGCAGGCGCGGCAGCCUCCACAUAA